Messenger RNA from Cuculus canorus (common cuckoo), 2212 nucleotides. RefSeq names its product inhibin subunit alpha (gene INHA). Gene Ontology annotation, cellular component: extracellular region. The record is from RefSeq and is a predicted model, not a curated record. The coding region runs from base 40 to 1140 and encodes 366 amino acids. The transcript is spliced from 2 exons. NCBI's taxonomy places the organism in Eukaryota, Metazoa, Chordata, Aves, Cuculiformes, Cuculidae. Gene Ontology annotation, biological process: SMAD protein signal transduction. Gene Ontology annotation, molecular function: cytokine activity; growth factor activity.
CAGCGAGCAGACGCUUGCGUCAGUGUCAGAUAGGUCUCAAUGCCACCCUGCCCCAGGGGAAGCGCAGCAGGCAGACAGGCUGGGCAGGCGAGCAGGAGCCCACAGCAGAGCCCCUCAAGCUGCCAGCGUGCUGCAAGCCCCAUCAUCAUGCUGCUCCUCCUGCACCUGCUGCCCACCCUGCUGCCCACUGCCGCCCUGGCCAGCUGCACCGGUGCUGGUGCCGACCGGCAGCUCAUCCUGGCCAAGGUGCGAGCUCUGAUGCUGGAGCAUCUGAACCCCCCACCUCUCCAGGAGGAGCCCCAGAAAGAGGUGAGGAAGGUACACCGGAGAGAUGUCCUUGAAAUAGCUGAAGUAGAGCCCGAAGAGUUGGAAGACACUUCCCAUGUGAUCCUCUUCCCUUCCACAGACACACCCUGCGAGCCUACACAGCCAGACAAGCUGCUGGAGGAAGAAGGGAUUUUCACCUAUCUCUUCCAGCCCUCAGCGCACACCCUGAGCCGCACAGUGACUUCUGCCCAGCUCUGGUUUUACACCGGCCCCUCAGCCGCCCCUAACCACUCGGCCCCCGACGUGCUGACCCUGUCACCACAGGGCCGUGUGCCAGUGACAGCCACAGUGGUGCAGACACCAGAACACUGGACAGUGUUUCACUUGGCCCCGGCACUGCUGCCCCAGCUCUCGCAGCCACUCCUUGUGCUCCUGGUGCGCUGCCCCAGCUGCCCCUGCCUAGCUGAGCAGGACAAGAUGCCCUUCUUGGUGGCCGUCACCCAGGCCAAACAUGGCGAGAGAACUCGCCGCUCUGCUGUGCCCUGGUCUCCAGCUGCCCUGAGCCUGCUGCAGCGCCCGUCUGAGGACCUGGCUGCCCAUACCAACUGCCGCCGGGCUUCCCUCAACAUCUCUUUUGAGGAGCUGGGCUGGGACAACUGGAUUGUGCAUCCUAGCAGCUUCGUUUUCCACUACUGCCAUGGGAGCUGUGCUGAGGGGCACGGGCUGAGCCACCGCCUGGGUGUGCAGCUCUGCUGUGCUGCCCUGCCCGGCACCAUGCGCUCCCUGCGUGUCCGCACCACCUCUGAUGGUGGGUACUCCUUCAAGUAUGAGACAGUGCCCAACAUCCUGGCCCAGGACUGUACCUGUGUUUAAGGCAUCUCGAAGCCCGGUCCCAGACCAUGAUCCCACUUAGGAGGAGUCACUCAACCAGGGGACCCCUGGCCUCACGCCACAGGGACCAGAGGGACCCUGUAGGAUAUUUGGGCUGUGCCACCCUCACCUGUGCAAGGUGGAGUUUCGGGCUGCCCCAAGUACAAGCAUGCGGCCAGACCUGCCCCAUGGCCAUCCCCAGCCCAGAGCUAGCCAGGGCAUGGCAGGGCUGGGGCAGGCACAGCCACCAGUUGCAGCAUCAGCCCCUGAUAAAGCCAGCCUGCUGUCUGCAACCAGCUUAGAUCAGUUUCUCCCCACGAGCAACUCUUACCUCCCUCAAAAAAGACUGGGAUUCCGCUCUUGCCUCAGGGUGCAACAGCCUCGCUGUGCUCCGAGGCAGAGCCAGGUUUUCCUCGGCAGGGAUAGGGAUGUGCCAGGGUGAGCCCAUGCCAGGACCUUGCAACGGUGGCUGGUGCAAGCGAGCCCUCUCCUGGCAGCACAGCCUGUUGGAAAGCUUAAGGGGAUUAAUUAAAUAAACCUGUUUCCUUUACCAAAACAGUCUGGAAAUGCCAGCAUCCACCAGAGGCAGCCACGGAGGCAGCACGCAGUUAUGCACUGGGAAGUGAACUCCCCGGGGACUUUUGGCAGGAGGAUGGAGGGGAUGGGCGAGUGCUACUAGCGAGGUCCGUCUUCAACUGGGGGUUUCUUAGUGGGAGUCUGGGUGUGCUGGCCAAAAUCAGCAUGGCAUGGCGGGGUUGACCCAGCCAAGGCGCAGGGGAGUGCAGGGCAGCAUCCCUUCUGCUCCCAGCUGCAAUGGGAAGGGGAGGUGUGGGGGCAGCAGCUGGAAAGGGAGACGCAGGAAAGUUCCUCAGAGGGGCCCUCGGCAGGGAUGGGACCACACAGGAACGUGGCUGGAGCAAUUCUGCUCCACCAGGCCGAUGGAGGCUGCCCUGGCUGCAGCCGCCUCCGCACAGCAGGAACAACUGAGUCACCCCGGGCCAAGCAGGGAGGUCCCAGGGCAGGCGGCCACCACAGUCCAGCUGCGCAGGACUCCCUUCCCACCCCUUCCUCCCGA